Messenger RNA from Aureobasidium subglaciale EXF-2481, 2921 nucleotides. RefSeq lists its product as uncharacterized. NCBI's taxonomy places the organism in Eukaryota, Fungi, Ascomycota, Dothideomycetes, Dothideales, Saccotheciaceae. The transcript has a single exon. The record is from RefSeq and is a predicted model, not a curated record. The coding region runs from base 347 to 2626 and encodes 759 amino acids.
UGCACGCCACCUACAGCACGACCUCCAAAUGGGUCCUGCUAAAUCCGCUUGCGUGCGCGGUCCGCAUGGUCCGCCUCCACUGUCUCGUUUGCUUCAGAUAGAACUUUGGGCCGACUAAGCCCUCGACAUCCCAAUACAACAUGGCUAAUCUAAUUCUGUUGUUCCUUCAUUUUCUUUCUUCCUAUCCCACGUCCGCUCCUGUCAUAACCCAAAUGCCGCUUUCACGGCUCCUUUGCUUCUUUUCUUAGCUGUUCGCUCAUCUUCCUCUGUUCCUUCCACUGUUCUUCUCGACCCGUCCAUCUCGUUUCAUCAGAGACUCGGCUUUUUGGAUGAACUGAAAGGCCAGAUGGCGGCCGAUCAGAAUGACGCUUUUGACGCAAUCAACACGAGCAAGUUCAAGGAUCUGCCUCCGAUCCAAACUUCGUUUAAAGAUAAACCUUUACCGGCUAUAAGGGAACCCCCAAAGGAUAACGGGAGAGACACGCCAAGCUCGAACCGGACAGGACGAGGAUACCGACGACUGAACCCGAAAUCUAGCAUAUUCAACCUUUUCAGCAGACCAAAGGUGGAAAAGCAAAGAGGUUUCAACGAGUCUGGUUAUGCCGUCACUCCAAUCAUUGACCCCGGGCGGGCUACACCAAGUCCAGAUUUGAUUGCGCGCGAACCAUCCCCUCGUGCCAACAACGGACCGCAAACAGUACACCGUCGACCUAGCACUUCAUUGUCCGUUCGUGAGGACCCUCGAAAACUUGCCCGGAGCCGCACCCCCACUUCUGAGGAUGUCAAGGAAGAGGACGAGACGCCAUCCUUACCGACGCUGUUCGACAUCUACUCAGACUCGAGUAAAGUGACCAUUGCGCAGGCCAUUGACGAGUCUGGUACAUCUCGCUUGACCAGACCUCGGAAAUCAAACGCAUCACACAUCAUACCAGUACAUAUCCACGAGGAAAGAAGAGGCAGUGUCGACAGCAUCAAAGGCGAUCACAAGGCACAAAGCAGGAGUGGCAGGAACUCUCUCAGUCAAGGACCUUUCCAGAGAAAGAUCUUCGCUCUCUCCAACGAUGGUCUCAUUCUCCAGUAUCCUGAGAAGGGUGGAGGUGAAAGACUACCCGAACGAGCUUUACAGCUAGGACAAGAGUCUGUCGCCUUCGCAUGUGACCUGGUCCCUGGAAGGCCUUAUGUUUUGCAAGUAGAUCAAAAGCCGAGUGCUGUUUCAGAGCAUCACAUGCUUCACUCGCAGACAUCACUCCUCACAAAGAUCGGACUCAAAGAAAACCUCCCUCGUGUGGGCGAACACAGUAUACUCAUUAUCCUGGGCACUGCCGAAGAGCUCACCUCUUGGAUGAACGCCGUGAGGAAGCAGAUCGUCAUCUUGGGUGCAGUCUUGGGAGAUGGCGUGAAGCCUGAAGCUCUUGAGAAGCUAAGCACGAUAGCACCAAAGUUGCGCAUCAAGCAACGUGUCUCCAUCAGUCAACAAGACCAGCCAGCUUUCACGAAUUUCUCGUUUCCAAAGGCCAGUCCUGAAAUAGGAUCCGCAGGUGGACUGAGACGUGAUUCCAGUGCUGGGGUUGCGCCGUUUAUCCAGCCCGAGGUGACUGAAAUGCACUCCUACCAAAGGAGGAACUCGAACGCGACGAUUUCUCGCAAGCCCUUACCAGAGCGUGACGGUAUUGAUAGACUUAGGAAGAUGGCGUCUUUCGACACAAAUGACUCGCCUCUUUCUGUCACUACUCACGAUUCAGCUGUCAGUUUCGGCAUGAGUGCUGGGAAGCGCAUGCUUCGUGAUAAGAAUGCAUCCCAAAAGUCCUCGAUAGGGUCUUUGCAUGACGAAUUUGAUACUGAUAGUCCAGUUCUUCCAAGAUCUGCGACGACUGGCCAGCUCCAACGCCCAAAGCCAAACCCCAUCAUUGGCAGACCCCGUCCUGACUCAUUUGUCGCCGACUUCCCCCUACUCUGGCCAGCACGUAAGGUGUCUGAUGGGUUGUCAGCGUCAACCACUCAGCAAACACCUUCGCCGCCUAUGAAGCGCUUGCCUUUGAAAGUCAACCCGUCCUCGAACGGCACAUCCCUACCUCGACAAAGACCUUCACAAUCGCCUCAUAAGCCGGCGCCUCCGCCGACAAGAGCGCUACCAGCCAUACCAACAAUGCCCUCGAGGCCGGUCGAUAGAUCUGUUGAGAAUUUCUCUCGCAAGCCUCAACGAACGCCUUCGAUCAAGCUCUCACUCUUCCCCAAUGCUGAUAAUGUGGCCGCGCCAACAUCGGCUCCUUCUCACGCCAAAGCCCUUCCACCCUCACCAGUAGAUGACAUGGUACGAUCUCAAGAUCGUCCUCUUCGUAGACCAGCCAGCAUCCAAAUUCGUACCAACCAUGCCCCGUUCCUCUCUUCAGUCCGACCCAAGACUGCCGGAAAUCGCCCUCAUCUUACCAAGGCUGAAUCUGUACCGUGCCUCCGUGGUGUAGCUAGUCUACCCAGGGCUCCUAUGGUCCAAAAGCCCUCCUCGUCGCCGCUGCCACCACUUGAUCUAGGCAUGCCAAUCCUCGGUCUAGCACCACCCGCACCGCCUCCAUCACUCCCACUUCCCAAGCUUCCGCCUGGUGCGCAGCCCAAGGCAGUGGCAGUCUGAUACUACAAUUCUACUCUCCCUCUUUCUGUUGCCCCUUCUCAAGUAAAUAUCAUGAUCAUGGGUUUGGGAUAAUGUCUUUGUUCGAAAUCUUCUUUUCUUGGCGCUAAGAAUGCUGGCAUUUUCAAAAAAAAAAACCUCUUUUUUUACGAAUGAAUUUUAUGAUUGGGGGACAUUAAAAAUUUGCUCUUUGCUAGGUGAAGCAUUGUUGAACUUGUAGAAACUUUUUUAGAUAGCUCCUUUUCAAUUACUACAUUGUUGCUAUGGGAGAAUAGGAACUGUUACAUGACGAAUCAGG